Molecule: messenger RNA, 2796 nt
Organism: Hirsutella rhossiliensis
Lineage: Eukaryota; Fungi; Ascomycota; Sordariomycetes; Hypocreales; Ophiocordycipitaceae
Product: KR domain-containing protein
Exons: 5
Coding region: 1-2796 (931 amino acids)
Biological process (GO): fatty acid biosynthetic process
Molecular function (GO): phosphopantetheine binding; fatty acid synthase activity
Source: RefSeq, a predicted model, not a curated record
AUGUUGAUACUGGAUGAGAUGGUUGUUGUUGUGCCGCUGGCCUUGUCGUUGGCAGAGGACGAGGUUGAAGAAUCUGAAGAAUUACAGAUUCGGGUACUCAUAGGAGAGCCACAGCUUGAGGACAAGGGCAACUGGAUACGAAGACACGUCGAAGUGUAUUCCCGCCCUGGCGGUGUUGCAACAGAGCAUGAGUGGAGGAGUCAUGCCACCGGAACUCUCAAGUUUACAUCGCAGCCCAACGCGGGCGGCGUCAGCUAUGGGCCGUCUUUCCAGGGCGUACGUGCCAUUUGGCGUAUAUCGGACAGCGACCUAAUAGCACAGAUUGACCCGCCUCAGAAUCAAGGCGAGGACUGCCUUUCGGUAACCCUGACGAACAAGUCAACGGGUGUAAUGGUCGCCAAGGUUUCCGAAGUUCAGCUGCGCGCCUGGCAGCCUCCUAUUGCUGGAGGUGACCUCUACCACCUAGAAUGGACCGAGACUCGGUCUAAGUAUGCUCAGGCAACAAUGUCUAGUUCAGCUGUCGAGAUUGUUCGGGUCGAAGGCUCACGCAACGUUGAUGCAGCAGCAGUCAGCAAGACCGUCCAUGAAGCUGUGGCCGAGGCGCUCCGUGUGGUGCAGGAGUGGAAGGUUGAGAAAGCAUAUGCUGCUGACGGCUUUCGCCUCGUCUUCGUGACCGAGAGGGCGACGUCAGCUAGCGACGUUGCCGAUAUAGAUGUGGUUGCUGCAGCUGUAUGGGGUUUUAUGCGAUCUGCUCAGGCGGAGCUUGGCGGAGACCGGAUCAUGCUCGUCGACUUGGAUGGAACAACCGAGUCGGAAGAGGCACUAUCGUCCGCGCUCGCUACCAGGGAGGAAAUUGUUGCUAUACAUGAAACUCAACGCCCGACGACACUCGAUGUCAACGGGACCGUCUUGAUCACCGGCGGUACGGGCGGACUCGGUGCCAUAUUCAGCCGAGACGUUGUGUAUACUUACGGUGCCAAGAGUCUGCUUCUAGUCGACGCUGCGUGGAACCUGCACGAGCUAAUCCCUGACACGGUACGCUCGUUCGUCCUCUUCUCAUCGUAUGUCGGCGUACUUGGGAACGAAGGUCAGGCGGCCUAUACCGCAGGCAAUGCUUUCAUUGAUGCCCUGGCCCGCUUCCGUGUUGCACAGGGGCUGCCCGCCUUGUCACUGGCCUGGGGCCCGUGGGCGAAUGAUGGCGGCAUGGCCGCCAAGCUGGCAGUUCCCAACCUCCGCGUCGCCAACGCUCAGCCGUUUACAGACCAGCAAGGACUGCAGCUGUUUUGCAGGGCGCUGCAGAUGCAGACGAAGACGCCACCGGAGCCGGUUCUUAUACCGUUGCUGCUGCGCGGGCCAUUUCCACUGUUGCAAUCGACCGGUACGGCAUCCAAAGCCAGGAAGGUAUCUGCGAAAGGUGGUUCGAGAUCAGGCGCCAUAUGGCGCAACAAGCUUGCCGCGGUCCCAUGCGAAGGCCGCCAUGACACUCUGCUGGGCAUGGUGCGAGAUGAGAUUGCUGAGGUGCUUGGAUACCGGGGCCAAAAUAUGCUUCCCGAUAAGGUACUUGCCGACCUCGGCUUCGACUCGGUCACUUCAGUCUUGCUCAGCAACAGACUGAGGGUCUUAACCGGGUUCAAUAACCUCCCUGCGACUCUGGCGCUGGAUCAUGAUACCCCCCAAGCGCUGGUACAGUAUCUCUUACCUCGCCUACAAGCACAGCCCCAGCCAGAAGUCGACUUGGAGUUGGAUGAUUUCACGACCACUGAGAAAGCAUCAGCUUCUGGCGACAAUGGCAAUGAAAACAACGGAAGUAUGUCAUCCAAUGAAAGUACUCCAGCUCCUACGGACCAAGACGACGUCGACCCCCAGAUAUUCCGAGGGUUAGCCACCCUUCACAGGCGGCUGUCCCAUCUCGAGCAGUACACCGCUGCAGCAGAUUUGCUAGCCUUGGCCGCGCUAGCAAUGCCAACUUUCCCAAAGAUCGGCUCCAGCGUGUCAGGUUACGCGGCGGACCCUCAACGCCUCGCGACCGGUCCAUCAGGUGGCGGCGCAGAGGCGUCCCUGCCACUAGUCUUUAUCGCGCCAUUUUUCCCACGCAUCAAUAUUGGUGGGGUUAGUCUCAGUGUGUAUAGUGCCCUGGCGUCUGCGAUGAACGGGGGAAGGGACGUCUUCGAACUCCCACACCCAGAAGGGCAGGUUGUCCCUGAGGAUCUUGGUGCGCUUGCCGACUUGCACGCCGGCACAAUCCAAAAGCACUUUUCCAACAAACCGGGAAUCAUACUCGCAGGCUACUCUGCUGGGGGCACUGUCGCAUACGCUGUGGCUUCUAGGCUGGCUAGGGCUGCCGAUCAGCCUCGGCUGGCGGGCUUCGUCCUGGUUGACACGUAUCUCAGCAUGACGGGCAGGGGCGAUCCAGACUGGCUGAACGCGCUACCAGCCGAGGCCCUCGUGUCACGUCUCGGAGGCCCUAAUUUAGGUGGCCGCAAGGGCAUGGGCGGCGAAAGCCUCGUCGGAGAUCUGGACCUGGAACUGGCCAAGGUGGGCGGAUAUUUCAGGACGCUGCUGGACUGGGACGUGGAGUUACAUCCCCUUCCUGACGCAUUACCCACGCUGUUCGUGCGUGCCCUGGACCCAUCAGACAAGAUGCCCAACGACGCAAACGUGUGGCGUCCCAAGUGGCCACGUGCAAACGUUACAGUUGAUGUCCCCGGAAGCCAUAUGGCUCUCCUCGAUAAGCGGUAUGCUCCUGCUAUUGCCGUCGAGAUUCAACGAUGGGCGAGUGAGCAUUUGAGUGCUUGA